Caretta caretta (loggerhead turtle) is the source of this 1122-nucleotide messenger RNA. RefSeq names its product jumonji domain containing 8 (gene JMJD8). The record is from RefSeq and is a predicted model, not a curated record. Gene Ontology annotation, cellular component: nucleus. Gene Ontology annotation, molecular function: cis-regulatory region sequence-specific DNA binding. NCBI's taxonomy places the organism in Eukaryota, Metazoa, Chordata, Testudines, Cheloniidae.
CGCAGCAGCACGUGGCCAUCCUGCCAGGCCGUGUUGAAAGGCGUCAGUGCGCGCGGGUGCCCGGGGUGGCGGCGGCUGUGACAUGCCUGGAAUACAGCUCCCAGAAUGCAAUGGAGCUUUUCCAGCCUGCUUCUCUGAGAGAAUCUGACACCCCAGACAGCAGAGGGCUGCUGGGGGCAAAUGGGAUCGUGGUGGCAAUUCCUUCUCCUAUCCAUCCCAUUGUCGCUGCCUGGAGACUUAGAUUACCUGGAAGGAAAUGGGGGCUGGCUGACGAACAAGUAUUUGGCUCUGAUGGAAGAAGACCACUGCACGGUGGAGAGGAGAGAUGCUUCCCUGACCUACUCCCAGUUCAUAGACCAAUAUGCCUUUUCCAGGCCUGUUGUUAUCCAGGGAAUCACGGACAACUCGGAAUUCCAGGCGCUCUGCACAAGGAACAAGCUGCUGGCAGAGUUCGGGGACCGCCUGGUGCGUCUCAGCACUGCUAACACCUAUUCCUACCGUAAAGUGGAUGUGCCAUUCCAGGAAUACGUGGAGCACCUGCUGGAGCCUCAGGACCUGGCCUCCCUGGGCAGUGACACACUGUAUUUCUUUGGAGACAAUAACUUCACAGAGUGGGGCUCCCUCUUCCAGAAAUACAUGCCACCUCCAUUCCGGAUUCCAGGCACCAGCGGGGCCUACAGUUUUGGGAUCGCUGGCUCCGGUUCUGGGGUUCCCUUUCACUGGCACGGCCCGGGUUACUCAGAGGUGAUCUUCGGCAGAAAGCGCUGGUUUCUGUAUCCCCCCGAGAAAACCCCCGAGUUCCACCCCAACAAGACAACUCUAUCCUGGCUGCUGGACACAUACCCAUUCCUGCCACCAGAGGACCGCCCUGUGGAGUGCACCAUUCACCCUGGUGAGGUCCUGUAUUUUCCUGAUCGCUGGUGGCACGCCACCCUCAAUUUGGACACGAGUGUUUUCAUCUCCACCUUCCUGGGGUAGAAGCUCAGGACUUUGCCUGCCUGCCAUUCCUGGUGGUUCCUCAGGAGCUGAAUUGUUCACUUCCCUCCCACCAAAGCCCUGGGAUUCUGCUGGUGAAUUGUAGCCAGCUCUCUCUCCUCCAUAACCCUGCAUGCAGAGCUGGAC